AUGGGGGCGAUUCUGAUCGCCGAACAACCACUGUCUAUUGCAGCGUGGGAUGCAAUUUUGUCACCGUUCUUAAACUCUUCCAUCCGUGACACAUUGGUUGAAGUUGCUCCCCUCUUAUUGGGGGUCCUCCAUUCCGACACACCAAUCCGUAUCAUUCAUCAGUUGUUCUGUGAGUUUCUCACAGGCCAAAUCGGUCCUGAAUCACUUGAUCAUCGUUACCUGCUGGAUAUGACGAGGGCGAAUGCCACGAUGGCCCCGUGCUGUACCGAGAUCUUAAAUAAGGAUCUUUGCCACAUGGAGGGUUUGGGGCUGAUCAAAUAUUUGCGCCAAAGGGACGACCUGCCACAGAUCCCUUGUGAGGUGCUGUCAGAACAACUUCGUUACUCAUGUCGGUAUAUUGUGUACCACCUCAACAAAGUUCAGGAACCACUAGAGGUGCUCAGUGGAUUGGUUCACACAUUUCUUAAUCAGCAUGUAACAUGCUGGGCGGAGGUCUGUGUGAGAACCGACGGGUACAUCAGUGUAUCUUCAUUUCCUGAGUGGGCUAAGUUGAGUGUUGAUCGGAAUUCAAAGAAAGACAUUCACAAGUUGAUCCAAGUACUUGACGAAGUGAGACGGAAUCUGGCAUUCUUUUCAAGAUUUCAGGAGGCACAUGAGUUGGCAAAGGAUUCCAUAACCCUCUGCCGUUGCCUCGUGUCAGCAGACUCAGAGUCCUACACCCCGGAUUUGGCCCAAUCGCUCAACGGUCUUUUCGUAUCAUUGGAUGAUCUGGGACAUCAUUCCGAGGCACUCCCAGUGAUCGAAGAAAGUAUGAAGCUGUGGCACAAGCUUGUUGCUGUUGAUCCGACGUUGUACACCCCAUAUUUGGCUCAAUCACUCCACAAUCUUUACGUAUCAUUGGAAAAUCUGGGACGUUACUCUGAGGUGCACCUGGUGAUCGAAGAAAGUGUGAAGCUCCGGCGUGCGCUCGUUGCUGUUGAUCGGACAUCAUACACCCCAAAUUUGGCUCGAUCGCUCCAUAAUUUAAGUGUAUCAUUGCAUCAUCUGGGACAUCAUUCCGAAGUGCUCCCAGUGACCGAAGAAAGUGUCAGGCUCUGGCGUGAACUCGUCGCUCUCUGGUAUGAACUCGUUGCUAUUCAUCCGACGUCAUACACCCCAGAUUUGGCUCGAUCCCUCCACAGUCUUUCCAUAUCAUUGGAAAAUCUGGGACACCAUUCCAAGGCACUCCUAGUGAUCGAGGAAAGUGUGAAGCUCUGGCAUGAGCUCGUCACCAUUCAUCCCACAUCAUACACCCCAGAUUUGGCUCAAUCACUCACCAGUCUUAAGAUAUCAUUGGACCAUCUGGGACGUUAUUCCGAGGCGCUCCCCGUGAUCGAAGAAAGCGUGAAGCUCUGGCACGAGCUCGUUGCUGUUCAUCCGACAUCAUACACCCCAAAUUUGGCUCAAUCGCUCAACAGUCUUAAGAUGGCAUUGGACAAUUUGGGACAUUAUUCCGAAGCACUCCCGGUGAUCAAAAGAAGUGUCAACCUCUGGCGCGAGCUCGUUGCUGCUCAUCCCACAUCAUACAACUCUGUUCCUUUCAUCAAAGAAUCCAUUUCUCUUUGGUGUCCUCUCCACAUUACUCUUCCGACCUCAUAUGCCGCUGAUUUAGCCUGGGCAUUGCGGGAUCUAUCCAGGAUACUUUCACGCCUGGGGCACUAUGCAGAAGCAUUUGAUAUCGAGGAAGAGGCGAGAUUAUGCUCUCAUCAGCUUCGUUCUGAAUACCCUGACAUCUAUGCAAAUUAUCUUCGAGGGUUAUAUGCCUGUAUGGCUGCUCCAUUGGAAGGUCUUGGAAGGGGUCAUGAGUUAGCAGACAUACGCACUCUCAUGCAAAAUCUAUGA
This is a messenger RNA of Cantharellus anzutake, 1881 nucleotides long. RefSeq lists its product as uncharacterized. NCBI's taxonomy places the organism in Eukaryota, Fungi, Basidiomycota, Agaricomycetes, Cantharellales, Hydnaceae. The transcript is spliced from 4 exons. Bases 1 to 1881 code for a protein of 626 amino acids. Gene Ontology annotation, molecular function: protein binding. The record is from RefSeq and is a predicted model, not a curated record.